Molecule: messenger RNA, 4062 nt
Organism: Humulus lupulus (European hop)
Lineage: Eukaryota; Viridiplantae; Streptophyta; Magnoliopsida; Rosales; Cannabaceae
Product: disease susceptibility protein LOV1-like
Exons: 2
Coding region: 182-3100 (972 amino acids)
Biological process (GO): defense response to other organism
Molecular function (GO): ADP binding
Source: RefSeq, a predicted model, not a curated record
GAGUCCACUCCAAACUACGCGGUUUAACUCAGCAGUCAUUCAAUUUUGACUUUUCAAUUGACAAAAAAAACAUUUCACUAAAAAAAAAAUACUUAUGAGGAAGAGACACUGAGAGAGAAAGUAUAAUGAAGUAGUAGAUUUAUGAAUAUAAUCAUAGGCUAGUAGUUUGAUAGUGUUUGAAAUGGCAGAACUAGUGUUGGCAUCGAAGUUGGCCGAGGCUGUUGUGUCUCAAGCUGUGCAGAGAAUCACCGAGCUACUCUACUAUGAAGCUGCUUCAUUGAGCGCAGUAAGGGUGGACAUAGAGUUUCUGAAAAGCGAGUUGACUUGGAUGCAAUGCUUCUUGAAAGACGCGGAUCGCAAGCAAGAACAGGACGAGCUUGUUCGGAAGUGGGUGGCCGAAGUCAGAGACGUAGCUUGUGCGAUUGAGGAUGCUGUGGAGACUUACAUCUUCAAAGCCCAGAACUCUGCCUAUUAUGGAAAAGCUUAUUUUCUUCUCAGAAAGCUUCGCAGUCAAAUCAACUCCAUCAAGGAAAAGCUCAAGAGCAUUAGCGAACGGACUCAAAGGUAUGGAAUCAACUUCAAUAGAUCAGAGAGAAUUAGUAAUGGUAAUUAUUCUGCUGCUUCCAUGACGAGUUUGAGGAGGUCAUAUCCAGAUGAUGGUGAUGGUGAUGGUGAUGAUGAUGAUGAUGAUGUUGUUAGUUUGAGGAGUAGCUUGGUGGCUUUGAAGGGUCAGCUGUUGAAAGAGGAGGAUCGGCGGUGCAUCGUUUCUAUUGUGGGUAUGGGUGGAUUAGGUAAAACUACUCUUGCUAGAAAAGUUUAUAAUGAUAUUGAUGUGAAGAAGCAUUUUGAUUGUUGUGCUUGGGUUUUUAUAUCUCAACAGUAUGGUGUAAGAGAUCUUUUGACUGAGAUUAUUAUCCAAGUUGGUUUUCAAUCUCGAAGGAAGGAGAAGAUGGAUAGAACUGAGGUUAUGGAAUUAUGGAAGAAGACAAAUAGAAAGGAGCUGUUAGAAAAACUAAUCCAAGGCGAAAGAGAGAGACUGAAUGUAGCAAAAGACAAGGAGUUAAUUGAUAGGCUUAAAAGAGAGUUACAAGAAGAGCGAUAUAUUGUGGUUCUUGAUGAUAUUUGGAGCAUUGAGGCUUGGAACGCAAUGAAAAGUGCUUUCCCUAGAGGGAAAGUCGGAAGUAAAAUUGUGUUUACUACUCGAAAUAAGGAGAUAGCAGUGAUUGCUGAUCCCUAUAGCUUGCACAUUGAACCUCCAUUUUUGACAGACACAGAGAGUUGGGAGCUUUUGCUUCAAAAAGCAUUUCCAAAAAAUGUCUUUCCUGGGCAUGAAUGUUCACAAGAGUUUGACAAGCUGGGAAAAGAGAUGGUGAAAAAGUGUGGAGGAUUGCCUCUUGCAAUUGUCACGCUUGGAGGCUUGUUAAGAACUAAAAACUCCUUAGAUGGAUGGAAGAAGGUGCAUAGGAGUGUCAACUCGCACUUGGUCAAAUCCAAAUCUCAACAAGUACAGUAUGGAGUGGAAGAGAUGUUAGCCUUGAGUUACCAUGAUCUACCUUACCACUUGAAACCAUGCUUUCUUUAUCUAGGAAGCUUCUCAGAGUAUUGGGAGAUACCGAAAGGGAAAUUAAUUAGACUGUGGAUUGCAGAAGGUUUUAUUACAACAGAGACGAGUGAGGCAGAAGAGACAUUAGAAGAAGUAGGUGAAAGAUACUUGGAAGAGUUAAUUGAUAGGUGCAUGGUUCAAGUGGCCAAAAGAGACCAUAAUGGGACAGGGGUGAAACUUUGUCGAAUGCAUGAUCUUAUGCGAAACUUCUGUGUUUCAAAGGCGAAAGAGGACAGCUUCUUCGAGAUCAUUGAGCAGCCAGAGAUGAAGAUGUUGACCACUAAUUCAUUUUUUUCACGCAGGGUUGCAGUUCAUCUCGGAAGCCAUUUCGAAAUGAACCAAGUUCAUUCCCAACUCCGUUCUCUUCUAUGGUCUGAUAUCUACGACUGUCUAAAUACUACACUUCUAAGAAAUAAGAAGUUCAGACUGUUGAGAGUUUUGGAACUUGGCUCCACUAGACACAAGCAAAUUUUGCGUCAAAUGCCAAUAGAACUUGGCAAUUUAGUCCACUUGAGGUACUUGGGGCUAAGAAAUGCCGAAAUUUCGAAACUUCCUCCCUCCAUAGGCCAGUUGAGGAACUUGCACACUCUAGAUCUCAGAAUGAAAAUGCUGGCAUACUCACUACCCGAAUCAGUUUCCAGGCUAACUCGUUUGAGGCAUCUAUUUUUACCUGAUUAUAGGCACACAAGAGAUCUUAAGUGGUCGAGCUGUCGUUCUGGUAUGGAGAAUUUAACAAACAAUCAAACUCUGAAGCACAUUACAGCUGAGAGUUUGAUCAAAGAUGGUAUGUUCAUCAAGCUAACAAACCUUCAAAGCCUAGUGGUACAAUUCAAAAGUAUCCCAGAAGCUAGAUUGGUCAUGGAGUCCCCUGUUUUUCAAGUAGGUCGACUUCGAUCCUUGGAGAUGUACAUGCACAACAACAAUGCAUUUCCAAGUCUAAAAUCACUCUCUCAUUGCCAGUUUCUCUCCAAAUUAUGCUUGGCUGGGAAGAUAAGAUCAGGAUCGGGCUAUUCUGACCAUUUUUUACAAUUUCUACCAUGUAGCCUCACCAAAUUAAUCUUGCGUUACACAGAAAUUAAGCAAGAGGGUAUUGCAGUUUUGGAGAGGCUGCUACAUAAUCUGAGAUUUCUUUUAUUGGGUUAUGAUUCUUAUAGUGAGUCUGAAAUGGUGCUCUCUGCUAAUGGGUUUCCCAAGCUAGAGACUCUUCAACUUUUUGGGCUGUUUCAACUAGAGGAUUGGCAAGUGAGACAAGGCUCAAUGCCAAGCCUUAAGAGAUUAGAUAUUGAAUACAUUCCUAAAUUGAGUAAUGUUCCUCAUGGAUUGAUGUACAUUACUACUCUUCAAGAAUUGAAUGUGGUACGGAUGAACAGACUUGAGGAUAGGCUUCAAGUCAUGGAUGGAAUUGAAGGAGCUGAUUACUACAAAGUCAGACACAUACCCUCCAUCUCAUUCCUCACCACUUCGUUGAUUAGUCCUUCUCAUCAUAAUUAUUACUAGAGUUGUUUUAUUGGUAUUUUGUUAGGACAAAAUUUAUAUGUACUCACCGCAAGUUUAAACCUGACUUAACAUUCAUACAUUAGACACACAUUAUUUUAAUUAAUUUGAAUUUGUAGAGAAUAUCAACUCUAAAAAUGAACCCAUGCAAGCAUAUGUUUAAAGAAUUUAGAUGAAGCUCUUUAUAAUUUAAGAAUAAAAUUAUAUAGAUAAUCGUGACCGCACUACUUAUAUUAGGAAUUUUUUUAUGAAUAUAUUUUUUUUAUUGAUUUUUUUACUUUUUUAUGGUUUUUUUUUUUAUCAAAAAUACCAUAUUAAAAAAUAGCUAAAAAAUAAUAAUUUGACAAAAAUUAGACUUCAACCAACCGCUAAUACCUUAAAAAACAACUAAAAUGUAAUGAUUGGACAACAACUAGACACUAACCCAUUAUAUACUAACACGUUAAAAAAAAUUCAAAAUAUAUAUCAGAACAAUUAAACAUGAGAAAUUUGAUUUUUGAUGCAUAAAAAGGGGUUCUAUGUCAAAAUAAUACCAAGCUAAAAAAGUAUCACGCUUUUAUCUUAGUAUUCCCUUUCAUUUCCAAAAUGCCCUUGACAUAAAUUUUCCUCUUUUUUCUCCUAUUGUCUUCUCCCUCUCUAUUUCUCACGCUUUUCCUCUCUAUCUCUCUAAGCUCUCAUACACAAAGACAGCCACCAUCAUCUUAAUCAAUACUAAUUUUCGAGCUCAUUUUGGAUUUCGGAUCUAGAGCAAGUUGUGAAUCCGUUCAAGUCAAGAAUCUUCAUUUUGGAUUCUCUUUCGGAUCUAGGGGCAAAAAAUGUAUGGGUGAGUAUAUAUUUGUUAUUUGUAGUGAGGAAACUUGUUUAUCUACAUUGCUUGUGUUAUUUCGAAUAGAUUUGUGUAUGUCUUCAUGUUUUAUUGUAAUUUUUCAUUAUCGGAAUGGAUUUUCGUUCCUUUCUGGGUUUUU